Molecule: messenger RNA, 1331 nt
Organism: Ipomoea triloba (trilobed morning glory)
Lineage: Eukaryota; Viridiplantae; Streptophyta; Magnoliopsida; Solanales; Convolvulaceae
Product: serine/threonine-protein kinase-like protein At1g28390
Exons: 2
Coding region: 89-1225 (378 amino acids)
Biological process (GO): protein phosphorylation
Cellular component (GO): plasma membrane
Molecular function (GO): protein serine/threonine kinase activity; ATP binding
Source: RefSeq, a predicted model, not a curated record
UCAAUAAAAUUAAAGAGUCUCGUUUGGAUCUCUUUAUAUAUAUUUUUGUUUUUGUGUAUCCAUUUACAUGUAAACUACAAUAUCUUUGAUGGGUUAUCUUUCACGCAAGAUUGAAGAGUCAUGCAAUUUCUUCCACUGGAAGAAGAAGCUCAAAAAGGCUCAUCCAAACAGGCCCUCUGAGCUCACAGAAUUUUCUUACUCUCAGCUCCACGCCGCCACCAACGGCUUCUCCAAACACAACCUCCUCGGUCAAGGCAGCCACGGCUUUGUCUACAAAGCUCAGCUUCUUAACGGCCGGAAAAGUUUUGUCGCCGCCGUGAAAAUUAACAAACAGAGUGAAAUCAACGGCGGCGCCGCCGCUGAGAACGAGCUGCGAAUACUGUCGCGAGUUUAUCAGCUGCGGCUCGUGAACUUGCUCGGCUACGGCUUGGACACGGCUAAGAACAUAUUGACGGUUGUGGAGUUUAUGCCGAACGGUUCGCUGUACGAGUUGCUCCAUUGCUCGACCAGACCGCCCGGGUGGGACCGGCGGGUCCGGUUCGCGUUGCAGAUCGCGAGAGCGGUCCGGUUUUGCCACUCGCUGGACCCGCCGGUUAUUCACAGGGAUAUAAAGUCGUCGAACGCGCUGAUCGACGAGAAGCUCCACGCGCGGCUCGGGGACUUCGGCUUGGCUCUGAUGGGGAUGUCGGCGCCGCCGCCGCCACCGGCAGGAACGUUGGGGUAUCUCGACCCGGGCUAUCUUGCGCCGGGUGACGUCAGCACCAAGUGUGACGUCUUCAGUUUCGGGAUUUUGCUGCUGGAGAUCAUGACCGGCCGGAACGCAAUCGACGUGAAAUACAGUCCGCCGUCGGUGAUGGAUUGGGCGGUGCCGCUGAUUAAUUCCGGCGACUACGCCGAGAUUUUCGACCCGAGAAUCGGUACGCCGGAGAACUGCUCUUCACUCCGGCAGCUUGCGGAAGUAGCCGCCAGAUGCGUUACAAAGGCGGCUGCAGAGCGGCCGACAAUGGCGGAGGUUGUGCGAUGCCUAAAGGCGGUGUAUAAACGGGUGAGAAUACCGCCGAUACGGUGGCGCGUGAAUUGUAUGCGCGAACCAUCGCGCGUGGAUAAACAUGAAUUGUUAGACGACAGCAAGGAAAUGGUCAAGAUUUCCAUGGUUGGAAGCAGGAGGACCAGGAAAGUAUCUAAUGUAUCAACUGUAGAAUUGGAUAACAAUAUGAAUGGUUAAAAAACCGCUCAUCCUCUAUAACUGUAUGUCGGUAUUUACUUAUAAUAUAAAAGAAUUAAAGCAUAACUUCAUUAAAUACAAAUUAUGUUAGGGUGGGUUUGGUUAA